AUGUGUGUACUUGACAGCCAUGCAGGAUUCAGACACAGGGCAACAGUUGUCGGUGUAGGGGACAGCCAACAGCAAACACUGACUCUAACCACAGCCAACGCUGACCCUAACACCUGCCAACACCUAUCCCAACCACAGCAAACGCCAUCCCUAACCACUGCAGUCAAUGCUGACCCUAACCACAGCCAACGCCGACUGCAGUCAACGUACAAUUGCAGCCAACUCCGACCGCAGCCAACCACCAACCGCAGUCAACCCCAACCCCAACUCAGCCAACCCCAACCCCAACGACAACCGCAGCCAACACCAACCUCAACCACAGCCAACCCCAAAGCCAACCUUAACCCUAACCCUAACCCCAACCAACCCCAACCCCAACCAAAUAUGCUGAAGGAAAAUUGCUGCGGUAAUGCUAAUGUACCACCCACCACCUUGGCCCUGCUAAAAGAUAUAUCUGCUGUCUAG
Messenger RNA from Anneissia japonica, 465 nucleotides. Its product is annotated as pleckstrin homology-like domain family A member 1. The transcript has a single exon. The coding region runs from base 1 to 465 and encodes 154 amino acids. NCBI's taxonomy places the organism in Eukaryota, Metazoa, Echinodermata, Crinoidea, Comatulida, Comatulidae. The record is from RefSeq and is a predicted model, not a curated record.